Molecule: messenger RNA, 3993 nt
Organism: Serinus canaria (Common canary)
Lineage: Eukaryota; Metazoa; Chordata; Aves; Passeriformes; Fringillidae
Gene: CNGB1
Product: cyclic nucleotide gated channel subunit beta 1
Exons: 31
Coding region: 1-3993 (1330 amino acids)
Biological process (GO): monoatomic cation transmembrane transport; retina homeostasis
Cellular component (GO): intracellular cyclic nucleotide activated cation channel complex; photoreceptor outer segment; plasma membrane
Molecular function (GO): intracellularly cAMP-activated cation channel activity; intracellularly cGMP-activated cation channel activity; protein-containing complex binding
Source: RefSeq, a predicted model, not a curated record
AUGAUGGGCUGGAUUGACCGGGUGGUGCCCCAGCCCCCAGUGCCCCACGUGGCAGAGGAGACCCCUGUGCAGCCAGCCAAGGCACCGACAGGAAAGGCCAGCGGCCUCGAGCUUGUCUUAUUUUCCUCUGCUGCUGUUGAAGAAACGGAAAAGAAAGUGACCUUUGUGGUUUCUGAGGACUCGAGUUCUGUGUUUGACAGUGUGGGGAGCAGUGUGCUCUCCUGGCUCUCCCAUGGGCUGGAGAAGGUGAUUCCCCAGCCAGCCCCAGCUCCAGGGCUGCAGGCACUCGGGAAGAGCUUUGAGACAAGCAUCGACAUUGCUGAUGAGACAGAGGUCCAGGUCCUUGGCGAUGAGGAAGACGAUGGUCUGGAGAUAACUCCCUUCGAUGCCGAGGAGGACGUCUCCGAGGGCGAGCCGGAGAGCGCCCCGGAGCAGUGGACAGGAAAACGGGUGCUCAGCUGGCUCUCACAGGGCUUCGAGAGGAUUUUGCCGCAGCCGGAGGGGAUGAAAAAGCCGGAGCCAGAGCCGAAGGAGAGGAGCGAAGGCGCGGUGGAAGGUGAGCGAUCCGAUCCACGACCCCCGGAUCCCCCCGGGCUGGGCGGGCUGGGCUGGGCUGGGCUGGCCUCGUCUCCAGGAUUCCCUCUGUGCCGGGAGGGGAUGUUCAGCUGGUUUGUCCAGGGGCUGGAGAAGGUGAUGCCACAGCCGGUGACCAGGGAGAAGCAGGAUACACAGGGAGUGCCCACAUCAACCUCGAGUCCUGUGGAACAAACUCAUGCAGCCCCUGGGGAGCAGGAGGAAACCCAGCUCAUCCUGAAGGAGAUGGAUGAUGGCCAGAUGAAUGAAGAGAUGGCAGCCUGGGCUCACCAGGCUGAGCUGCAGGCAGAUGCUCAUUCCCUUCCCACCAUACAGGAGGAGCCUCAGGAAGAAGAAGCCAGAGUCUGUUUGUGCUCCCCAAACACCGCCAAGGGGGACGAGGAAAAGGAGGAGGAGAAGGAGGAAGAGAGGAAGAAAGAAGAGGAGGAGGAGAGGAAAGAAGAGGAAGAGGAGAUGAAGCAAGAGGAGGAGGAGGAGAGGAAAGAAGAGAUGAAGCAAGAGGAGGAGGACAGGAAAGAGGAGGAAGAAGAGAGGAAGAAAGAGGAAGAGGACAGGAAAAAUGAGGAAGAGGAGAUGAAGCAAGAUGAGGAGGAGAGGAAUAAAGAGGAAGAGGAGAGGAAGAAAGAGAAGGAGGAGAGCAAGGAAAAUGAGGAAGAGAAGAGGAAGACAGAAGAGGAGGAGAGGUAUAAAGAGGAAGAGGAGAGGAAGAUAGAGGAGGAGGACAGGAAAAAGGAGGAAGAUGAGAGGAAGAUAGAGGAGGACAGGAAGAAAGAGGAAGAGGAGAGGAAGGAGGAGGUGAAGAAGAAAGAGGAGAGGAGGAAGAAGGAGGAGGUGAAGAAGAAAGAGGAGAAGAGGAAGAAAGAUAAGGAGAGGAAAAAAGAGAAGGAGAAGAAGAAAGAGGAAAAGAGGAAAGAGGAAGAUAAGAAAGAGGAGGAACAGGAGAAGAGUGCAGAAGCCCUGCUGCAGCCUCCUUGUGUCCCUGCUGAUGAGGGUGUGGAUGAAGCCUGCCUUGCCCAGGAGGCCCUCAGGGCUGAGCAGCUGGAGGAGGUUGAGAUAAAUAAUCUCCAAGGUGCCCUUGUGCAGGGGGAAGAGGAGACAGCUGAAGCUGCUGAAACCAAUGCUGAAGCAGGUCACCCCCCCACCGUGGAGAUCAAGGAUGUGGACAGCCCAGGCCGUGCUGUGGAGAUCCACGGCACCUAUGGAGAGCUGCCUGCUGCCGGCGCUCCCAACCUGCUGGCCGUGCCCGGCACUGCAUCCCCCAGGAGGAAGAGACUGCUCCCAGAGGAUGCUCUGGACAAAGAGAUGGUGAGCCAAUCCUCCAGCCAAGGGCUGGGCUGGGACCAGGAGCAGAGGGAAAGCCUCCCCGAGCGCAUCGGCUCAGCCUCGAGCCUGAGCAGUGCCAUCAUCAACACCCGGCUCCAGGAGCUGGUGAGGCUCUUCAAAGAGAGGACUGAGAAGGUGAAGGAGAAGCUGAUUGACUCUGAUGUCACCUCAGAUGAUGAGAGCCCCGUGGCAUCUCCCACCAAGCCAGCACCUGCAGCAGCAGCAGUGCCUGCCCCAGGAGGGGAGCUGGAGGGGGACAAACCUUUGGGGGAUGACCACUACUGUGAGAUGCUGUGCUGCACGUUCAAGCGCCGGCCCUGGCUGGGGCACCUGAAAAGCUUCCAGUUCCCCAGCAGCAUUGACCCCCUGACCAAUCUGAUGUACGUGCUGUGGCUGUUCUUCGUGGUCAUGGCCUGGAACUGGAACUGCUGGCUGAUCCCUGUCCGCUGGGCCUUCCCCUACCAGACUCCAGCCAACAUCCACUACUGGCUGCUGGUGGAUUACCUCUGUGACCUCAUUUAUCUGCUGGACAUCCUCAUCUUCCAGACCCGGCUGCAGUUUGUGCAGGGGGGAGACAUCAUUACUGACAAAAAGGCCAUGAAAGAGAACUACCUGCGAUCACAGCGCUUCAAGAUGGAUGUGCUGUGCCUGCUGCCCCUGGAUUUCUUCUACUUCAAAGUGGGUGUCAACCCCCUGCUGCGCUUCCCUCGCUGUCUGAAGUACCUGGCCUUCUUCGAGUUCAACAACCGCCUGGAGGCCAUCCUGACCAAGGCAUACAUCUACAGAGUGAUUCGGACCACUGCCUACUUGCUGUACAGCCUGCAUGUGAACUCCUGCCUCUACUACUGGGCCUCAGCCUACGAAGGGCUGGGCUCCACCACCUGGGUCUAUGAUGGGGAAGGAAACAGCUACAUCCGCUGUUACUACUGGGCAGUGAAAACCCUGAUCACCAUUGGGGGCCUGCCAGACCCCAAGACAUUGUUUGAGAUCGUCUUCCAGCUGCUGAACUACUUCACAGGGGUCUUUGCUUUCUCUGUCAUGAUAGGGCAGAUGAGGGAUGUGGUUGGUGCUGCCACUGCAGGACAAACGUACUAUCGGAGCUGCAUGGACAGCACCAUCAAAUACAUGAACUUCUACAGGAUCCCCAGAGCAGUUCAGAACAGGGUGAAGACGUGGUAUGAGUACACAUGGCACUCCCAAGGCAUGCUAGAUGAGUCAGAGCUGCUGGUGCAGCUGCCAGACAAGAUGAGGCUGGACAUCGCCAUCGACGUGAACUACAACAUCGUGAGCAAAGUGGCCCUGUUCCAGGGCUGUGACAGACAGAUGAUCUUUGACAUGCUGAAGCGGCUCAGAUCAGUGGUGUACCUGCCCAACGACUACGUGUGCAAGAAGGGAGAGAUAGGCCGGGAGAUGUACAUCAUCCAGGCGGGACAAGUGCAGGUGCUGGGCGGACCUGACGGCAAAUCCGUGCUGGUGACUCUGAAAGCUGGAUCUGUCUUUGGGGAAAUCAGCCUGCUGGCAGCAGGAGGGGGAAAUCGCCGAACAGCAAACGUCGUGGCCCACGGCUUCGCCAACCUUUUUAUUUUGGAGAAGAAAGACUUGAACGAGAUUUUGGUGCAUUACCCGGAGUCUCAGAAGCUGCUGCGUAAGAAAGCCAAGAAAAUGCUGAGGAGCAACAACAAACCCAAGGAUGAGAAGGGAGGCCCCAGAGAUGCCCUGGUCAUCCCCCCGAGAGCUGACACCCCGAAACUGUUCAGGGCUGCCCUGGCAGCCACGGGGAGGAAGGGGGGCAAAGGGCCCCUGGGGCGGCUCCGCUGGAGGCUGAGGGAGCUGCAGGAGCUGCAGGCCAUGCAGGAGGCGCAGGGUUGCAGUGUCAGCCCAACCCCACCAAAAUCCCCAGUGCACCAGAGAUCUCCUGUCACAUCCCGCAGAGCACGAACCCGCCUGGGAGAAGAAAUAUCCUCAGAAUCUCCUGAUCAUUCAGUCACCAUUCGUGUCAUUCCCACAGCAAAAGAAGAUGAGGAAAUCCUUGCUGCUGAGAUUUCAGAGAAAGAUGAAAAAAAAGAAGAGCAAUGA